UCCAAUGAAAGAGCAGAAAGCGAAGCAUAUAGAAAGAAAGGAUUCAUCCAAAUUUAAAAGCGGACGAAAAAGCCUCAAGAAAUCAAGUGAUACUAUAGCUAGCUCGGUUCAAGAUGGAUGUACAGAAAGUGUUUCACAUGACUGGAGGAAUUGGUAGCACAAGCUACGCCAAAAACUCCUCUCUGCAGAAGAAAGGAAGUGAUAGGGUGAAACACAUUAUAAUAGAGACGGUGGAGGAGCUGUACCUUGCAAGCACCCCCAAGAGCUUGGGCAUUGCGGAUUUGGGAUGUUCCAGCGGACCUAACACACUCUCCAUCAUCAGAGACAUCUUUGAAUCCAUCCAAAAGAUAAGCCAGAAGAUUCACCAACCAGCCUCUGAGUUAAGGGUCUACCUCAACGAUCUUCCCACCAACGACUUCAACUCAAUCUUUAGGGCGCUGCCAGAUUUCCUGAUGUCGCUCUGGCCCGAAACAGAACCUGGAUCUUCUCCUUCCAUCUUCAUGGGAGCUUACCCUGGCUCUUUUUAUGGAAGACUUUUCCCAAACAGUUCCUUGCACUUUGUGCACUCCUCCUACAGUCUUCACUGGCUUUCCAGGGUUCCUCCAGAACUGUACGACGAGGAAGGGAAGUCAAUAAACAAGGGUUGCAUCUACAUUUGUGGAUCAAGUCCUGAAGAAGUGGCGAGGGCAUAUUAUAAGCAAUUCCGAGAAGAUUUCUGGAAGUUUCUUAGAGCGAGAUCGGCAGAGGUGGUCGCCGGGGGGAGAAUGGUGCUGAUAUUUCUGGGAAGAAGAGGACCAGAACACGUUGACCGAGGCGAUUCUUUCUUGUGGGAAAUUCUUGCUCGUUCCUUCGCCAUUUUGGUGUCCAAGGGAGAAGUGGAGGAAGAGAAGGUGGAUUCAUACGAAGUGCCAUUCUACGCAGCGUCGAGGGAGGAGAUAGAGGAGGGUGUGAGGAGGGAGGGGUCGUUUGAGGUGGAGAGGCUCGUCGUUUCUGCAUCGGAGAGUGGUGACAGGGCAGAGACAGAAGGCGGAAUCAGCUACGGGAAGAGGGUGGCGAUGGCGGUGAGGGCCAUCCAAGAAUCAAUCAUGACCAACCACUUCGGAGACUCAGUCCCCCUCGAAUCUUUGUUCGACACCUACGCCUCUCUCCUGGAUCAACAAUUCGCCAUCCACCACCACCACCAUAUCCAGCCCCUCACUUUUGUUCUUGUUCUCCGCAAGCUAUGAUACGUUCCCGCACCAUUUUUACGUCCAUCACUUUUGCACUCUUGUUUCAAAUAUUUGUGUCUCUCCACUUUAAUUCCACAGUUUCCCAUGUCGUUCAAAGUAGGUUUAGUUCUUAAUAUAAGAUUUGGUAUUUGAAAA
Molecule: messenger RNA, 1364 nt
Organism: Neltuma alba
Lineage: Eukaryota; Viridiplantae; Streptophyta; Magnoliopsida; Fabales; Fabaceae
Product: jasmonate O-methyltransferase-like
Exons: 4
Coding region: 114-1226 (370 amino acids)
Molecular function (GO): methyltransferase activity
Source: RefSeq, a predicted model, not a curated record